Molecule: messenger RNA, 27897 nt
Organism: Podarcis lilfordi (Lilford's wall lizard)
Lineage: Eukaryota; Metazoa; Chordata; Lepidosauria; Squamata; Lacertidae
Source: the annotation of a GenBank genome assembly
GCCCCUCUUGCAAAAGGAUGCGACGCGUCUCCAGGAGGGUCUCUCGCCUUGCAGGUCCAUUUCAGAAAAGGACUUGCUAAUUUCAACUUCAUUGACUCUCACCGCCACCCAAAAAAAUAAUAAAAAAGCCCAGAGGGGCGGGGAUGGGCGGGGUGUAAAAAGCGCAUUAAGGAACUUGUCAAGUUGAACUGUUCAGACUUGCUUAGGAAAUCUCUUGUUUGUCUCUCCAUAAUUUUCUCCUUUUUUUUUAUUUUUGGAGGAACGGAGGAGGAAAAAAAGCUUUGGGGGCAGAAAAAAAACCCUUAUCUAUCUAGCUGCGCUUUUUUUUAAAGAAGCAACUCUCAGGGAAGAAUAAGAGAAGGGACUGGUUUUCUUCCUCCCCAUUUCAUUUCACAUAUAUAGGGUUUUUUUUAAAUGUUCUGCAUCAUGAACAAAGUAUUUGUUCUGUGCCUGUGGAUUCUCCUCCGCGUGGAUUCCCUGAUGUGUGAGUACAACCCUCCGGAAUCUCUCCUGCGUAAUUUCUAAUCUUUCUAUCUGUUCGUUUAUUUUAUUCCUGGUGGGCAGAUGGGCGCCUGGCGCAGCCGGAAUUGCAAUAGAUGGGGGAAUUAAGACUUGGGCGCCCGGAGGCGACGGUGAUGGGCGCGUUUGUUUUCCUUUUCUUUGCGGAGCGGGGGCACAGGAAACCGUGGCUAUAUAAAUACUUUUUUAAAAGCAGUCUCUUCCACCUAAGAAACAAAUAGAUGCGCAAGGGUCUUCUUUGGGAAUGUGUGUCCUUAUUUUUAUUUCAGAGGGGCACUGCGUUGUCCAGCUCGGGAAGGAGAAAAAAGCCCUUAUAAUAUCUGUUUUUAACAAGAAAAUUGAUUAUUUUUCUUGGUCGUGGGCGGCUGGAGGGAUGAAUCUUAGCCGUGCCAGGCAAAAAGUCCCAUAAAUAAGAGAUUGGAAGGGAAAGCGCCACCGGGAGUUUCGAAGCGCAGUGAUUUUUUCUCUGCGUGUGAACAAAACACACACACACACACAGAGCGCAAUUUUUAAAGAUCUUCUGCCUCUCUCUCCCCUUUAAAACGCCUCUAGGGAUUAAUUCCUUACCCCACCCCGGCUCCGAAUCUCCCUCCCUCCCUCUCUCCUUCUUCCUCCUCCUCUUCCUUCUUCACUCCCUCUCUCAAAAAUUAUAAACCACCUUUCAGGGUAACUGCGCGUGGCAAACUUAGGCGUGCGUUUUUGAAGUUGGGUGGGCAUUGAUUUAGGAAAAGAGGGGGGUGUUGCAAUGUGGGGAGGGGGGGUCCGCCAAAUCCAGGACCACCUUCCCCAUCUCUUCCGCAAGCCCCCUCAGUGCUUGAAUCUGAUCUUCACCUCCGAAGACUUCAUAUCUCCGCUGUUCCAGCAAGAGUUUGCUUUCUGGCUUGGUUUAUUUAUUUAUUUUAUUUACUAGCUUGGAAUCCUCUCUCCCCACGCUCCCCCCCUUCCCAAAAAAAUGCAUUAAAAAUAAAUAAAUCUAAGCAUGCCAGUGGUUGGAAAAACCGGUAGGGAGGGGGGCAUAUUGAAAGACACCCCCCCUCCUUUGCGUCUUUGUCCUAGUCAGGAAAUUCACUUGCGUUAAGAGGAAAGGAAAGUGAGGUCUUCCUUAAUUUAGCUGUGCAGGCUGUAGGUGGCCAAGACAGGCCAGGGGGUUUGUGUGUUUGUGUGUUUGUGUGUGUGUGUGUGUAUACACAAAAAAAAUGUUUUAUUUAUUAUUUUUAAUCCUUCGGAGAGGAGGUGGAGGGGGAAAGGAUAGCACCAAAAAUUGUGUGUGUCUGUGUAAAAGUCAGACAACAAAGGGAGCUGAGUUGGAUAUCCUGUUAAGCCUUCCCCCUUUUUAAAUCAGGUGAAGAAAAUUGUCUGUUUUUCACACACCCACAGCCAGAAAGUGUCAGGAUAGGGUCCGCCAAGAUGAUGCCCCAAACCUCAGAAUCAAACCUGUGGCAUGUUCCAAACAAAGACCUCAGUCCUUAUGUACUGGAGAUAAAUUUCUCCCUGCUUUUUUUGGGGUUGGGGGAAAGAGUAUCUAAAAACCUGAAACCCAACCCCGCCUCGUUACAACCCAGAAAUAUUGAAUAUUCUUUUUUUCCUUAAACCUGCUGUUUUUAAGCAAUCGCCUUCCACUUUGCAAUUCAUUUUUCCUCUCCCCCUUUUCGGUAAGAAUAAAACUCCUUCGUGCAACCUUCCUAUAUAUAGUUUCUGCCAGUCAUAAAACCCCUGCAAAAGGCCCAAGACCUGUUCUUUAUUCCUGUAUAAGCGUGUGUAAAAAAAUUCCAUAUAAUAGUACCCCCAAAAAACAAUAUUUUUUCGGGGAGGGGGGGCAGGAUCUUGGAACGGAAGGUGGAAAACUGGCAUCCACUUUUGCCGCCGAAUCAAAAUGGUUAAUCAGUCCUACCGAUGGAGGACUGCAGUCCAUCAGAAGAGAACAAUUCCCUCUCCAAAACCCAGAACUUCCCAAAGCGAUAAUGACUAAUGCACAUGAAAUCCUGGGCCAAUCCUACCCUGCAAUUUACCGUACACCCUCCAGAAGCCUUAGAGCAUAAGAGUAAAAAUCUACGCACCCGCCAAAGAAUUCAAACCCCCAGAGAAUCCCACAGGACUGCUGUAUCUCUCAUAUAACCCCCAGACAGAUCUCUAGGGGCAGCAAACUGCUGCUUCGCUCUUGAUUUAUCGUUUUUAUACCUGAAACACUUUUAUUUUCAGUGUUGCGUGCUUAUAAAUAGACCUUUCGUCAAACCUCACAGAUCCCUGGGGCCAAAGUUUGUAGCAAAAAAUGUCCUGUUAAAAAAAUAUAUUCCACACCUAAUAAUUAAUUAUAGCAAUCCACACACCUCACCUUUCUGUAGGGCAAUUCCCCACAGAGAGGGGGCAAUUCUUUGCUUCCAGAAUAAUAAUAUAAUUUCCCGGUAAUGCUAGAGGAUCAGUCUUCUUACUGCAUAGCGGAGUAUCCACUGGAUCCCCUAGGUUCAAAAUAGUGGAGAAUCUCCGUCUGCUCUUUGCUGUCCAUGAAACAUAUAUAUUUAUUGUUGUUGUUUUUUUGGGGGGGUCAUUGGUGUACGUACACAAUGAUUUACAGUCAUAUAUAUAUCUAUUUUUCCAUAAGAGAAGGCCAUUGAUUGGAGUUUAUGAUCUCUGGGAAACAAUAGAGGAAAAUGGAAGUUUGAGAAUGGAAACGAAGAAUGCCUGUGUAAACCUUGCAAAGUUGGAAAUGGCGAGAUAUCCCUACACGCCGAAAACUAGGGCAAAUCUGCCCCAUAUCCUCUCACACACAAAAGCCACCCUGCUCCUUUGUCUUAAGAACAAUGAGAAAUCUUGAUCAAAGCAAAUUCUCUACAUAUUCUUCCUUUCUUUUUAAUCCCAAUAAUUAAUGUUAGAAAGUCGUGAGGGUGGCCUUCUCUCAUCUUCCAACUGUGGCCCAGUGCCAGAUCACUCGGUUGUUUGCCAGAAAUCUCUCCAAACAGGGGGGGAAAUUUGCUUUAAAAGCCUUAAAAGCUUUAUUUUAAUUCUUUCUCCCACUGUUUUUUUUUUUAAAAAAGGCCUUAGAUGCCUGGAUGGCCUUAUUAAGUUUCUGCAAGGAGGACUUUUCCCGGCCGUCGAAAUUUGGCAUUUCGGUCCUCCGAAGAGAAAGGAGAAAGUGGAUUUUCCACACACACACACCCCAUACCCUCGAGAGUUGUAAACGCAAAAUUUAGCUUUCGUUCUUGGAACGGAUCUUGUCCGUCCCACUCCGAAAAGACAGGAGGUGAUUCUCUUUGGUGUUUCAGGGAAACACAAAAAUGCUCCACUCCUGAUACAGGAAGUUUUGGUUUCCUCUUCAGGGUGAGAGUUUUGUCCAAGGAGGUGGUGGGGGUUUACCACACACCCCCAGGAAGAAAGGGGUGCGAUGGGCCAGCGCAGGCCAAUAAAAACUCCUUGUUGCUGGUGGGACAGUCGCAACACAAAUACACACAGCUGAGAAGUUUGUCUGGGGAAAAAACACACAUACAAAGCGAGGAUUUGGAGUGAAACUGAAUACCACGACAGUGCCGGGACAGACCUACACCUGUGUCCGUCCGCAGCUGGGCCCUCUCUGGGGGAUUUCGGCGAAAGGCUCCCUUCCUUGACCCCCUCUGGGUGGCUCGGCAGGAGAGCUCCUGCUUGGCAUGUAGAAGGCCUGAGGUUCGAUUUCUGGCGACUUCAGGUAGGGCCGGGAAAGGCCUCCGUUCAAAAGCGUUUAUUCCCUUGAGGACUGGAGACUUGGUUCCUUUUAAAGGAAGGGCAAGAGGGAGGACAGUUGCUUGGAAUGCAGAAGGCUUUGGGUUCAAUCCCUAGUGACUUCAGGUAGGGCUGGGAAAGGCCUCCGUUCAAAAGCGUUUAUUCCCUUGAGGACUGGAGACUUGGUUCCUUUUAAAGGAAGGGCAAGAGGGAGGACAGUUGCUUGGAAUGCAGAAGGCUUUGGGUUCAAUCCCUAGUGACUUCAGGUAGGGCUGGGAAAGGCCUCCGUUUGAAAGCGUUUAUUCCCUUGAGGACUGGAGACUUGGUUCCUUUUAAAGGAAGGGCAAGAGGGAGGACACCUGCCUGGCAUGCAGAAGGCCAGAGGUUCGAUCUCUGGCAUCUUGAGGUCGGGCCGGGAAAGGCCUCCACUCGAAAGCGUUUAUUCCCUUGAGGACUGGAGACUUGGCUCGUUUUGAAGGAAGGGCAAGAGGGAGGACAGUUGCUUGGCAUGAAGAAGGCUCUGGGUUCCGUCUCCAGGUCUUUUUUGCACGAUGGAAGAGAAUCUCUCUGCCUGCACCCCUGGACAGAUGCUACCAGCCAGUGCAGACAAUACUGAGCUGCAGGUCAGUCUUGGUAUUUGUUGUUGUUUAGUCGUUUAGUCGUGUCUGCCUCUUCGUGACCCCCUGGACCAGAGCACGCCAGGCACUCCUGUCUUCCACUCCCUCCCGCAGUUUGGUCCAACUCAUGCUGGUAGCUUCGAGAACACUGUCCCACCAUCUCGUCCUCCGUCGUCCCCUUCUCCUUGUGCCCUCCGUCUUUCCCAACAUCAGGGUCUUCUCCAGGGAGUCUUCUCUUCUCAUGAGGUGGCCAAAGUCUUGGAGCCUCAGCUUCAGGAUCUGUCCUUCCAGGGAGCACUCAGGGCUGAUUUCCUUCCGAAUGAAGAGGUUUGAUCUUCUUGCAGUCCAUGGGACUCUCCAGAGUCUCCUCCAGCACCAGAAUUCAAAAGCAUCCAUUCUUUGGCGAUCAGCCUUCUUUAUGAUCCAGCUCUCACUUCCAUACAUCACUACCGGGAAAACCAGAGCUUGAACUAUACGGACCUUUGUCGGCAAGGUGAUGUCUCUGCUUUUUAAGAUGCUGUCUAGGUAUGUUCCUGUUUAUCCAGAAACACUAGGACUAGAAUCCUUAUUUUCAAGGCCUUGAAGCAGGUGGAGGAAGGCCUGUUUUGCAUGUACAAGACGCCGGUUUCAAUCCCCGUUGUCUCCAGAUUCUUAGUUGAAAGAGCUGGGAAAGACAGGGCCUUUUCUGUGGUGGCUCCCCAUUUGUGGAAUGUAUCCAGGAUGUAUUUUGUGGGGGCUUUUAUUGUAAUUUUAGUUGGUGAGAUCUGUGGAUGAAGGGCGGUAUACAGAUAAUAAUAGUAAUAAUAAUAAUAAUAAUAAUAAUAAUAAUAAUAAUAACCCCUAUGGAAAAUCAAUAAUUUAUAGCUUCUGAAAAGCUGAAAUAACAGCAGACUAAGAAACAGAUUAAAACGUGCAUCAAAUUUAAUCAAUCAAUCAAUUAAUUAAUUAAUAAAAAUAACAACCCCUAUGAAAAAUCAACAAUUUAUGUCUUCUGGAAAGUUGAAAUAACAACGGACUAGGAAUCAGAUUUAAAAGUGCAUCAAGUUUAAUAAUAAUAAUAAUAAUAAUAAUUUUUCUCCAGGCCAGGACAAUAAAAUGACCACAAAGAAAAAGUAAAAAAGGUUGAUAUAAGAAGAGGCUAUCAAACAAUGGAAAUGUUUCAAGUGGGGCUGCGCCAAAAAGAGCACAGAGAUGACGCCUGUUAUCAUGAGGCAGGAAGUUCCAGAGGUUAAUUUGGGUCUCCGCUCCCAAAUUGCAAAAUGCAGAACGUCUUGUAAGCUGUCUCUCUCUCUCUCCCCGAGGCCAUAACCUCGUUGUCUUCGGCCGGCCUUCCACCUCCUGACUUCAAUUAGCGAGACGUCCAAACGAGCUUCCGUCGGGAUUAGGUUUCUGCGACGUUGCCGUUUUGCCAGGCGGGAAAUGGAGACGUCGAACGUUGGGGGGGGGGAACCCCAAUAGUGACCCCUUGCCCCCGUAAAACCCACAUUCUAGGAACUGACCGCAAACACCUGGAAAUCCUCCGACUUAACCGAGAUCACGAAGGCCGGAUUAACUCCCUGGCCAAACCUGUGUUGAGUGAGACAUGGCAGACCUUGUCAGGCUGUUGUGCGAUCCCUGGGGUCAGAUCCGCGGAACUGCAAUUUCUCGUGUUUCUCGAGAGCCAAGUCUCGGAAGGAGACCUUAUUCCAUUUUUUUUUACAGAAUCAUCAAAUCAUAGCGUUGGAAGGGACCCCCAGGGUCAUCCAAUCUGACCCCGCGGGAAGGCAUGAAUCUUUCGCCCAACGUGGGUCUCAGUGUCAUAUUUACAAGCUACAGUGGUACCUCGGGUUACAUACGCUUCAGGUUACAUACGCUUCAGGUUACAGACUCCGCUAACCCAGAAAUAGUGCUUCAGGUUAAGAACUUUGCUUCAGGAUGAGAACAGAAAUCGUGCUUCAGCGGUGCGGUGGCAGUGGGAGGCCCCAUUAGCUAAAGUGGUGCUUCAGGUUAAGAACAGUUUCAGGUUAAGUACGGACCUCCGGAAUGAAUUAAGUACUUAACCCGAGGUACCAUUGUAUAGCUUAGGGCCCCACUCUCUUGGGGCCCCCCCAAAAAAAUUUAAAGGGGGAAAAAAAACCCCUGGAUGUACAUUUCCAAAAUAUAGGAUAAAAAAACCCAAAUCAAAUAAAACCUACAUACAGCAACAGUGUUUUAUGUUGUGUCGGCUCCUAUCUGUUAGGUGCAAAUGGCUUUAGAUACCUAUUAGGUCAGGCAUAGGCAAACUCGGCCCUCCAGAUGUUUUGGAACUACAACUCCCAUCAUCCCUGACCACUGGUCCUGUUAGCUAGCGAUGAUGGGAGUUGUAGUCCCAAAACAUCUGGAGGGCCGAGUUUGCCUAUGCCUGUAUUAGGUCCAUCAAUUACCAUAUAGCAUAUAUUCAACACAAAAAACAGGGUUUGUUGUUGACAAAGGACAGCUGGACAUAUUCCUUUAAUUUGGGCGGGCGUUAGGGUUAAAAGGGUAAAGGGACCCCUGACCGUUAGGUCCAGUCGCGGACGACUCUGGGGUUGCGGCGCUCAUCUCGCUUUACUGGCCGAGGGAGCUGGCGUGCAGCUUCCGGGUCGUGUGGCCAGCAGGACUAAGCCGCUUCUGGCGAACCAGAGCAGCGCACGGAAACACCGUUUACCUUCCCGCCAGAGAGCUACCUAUUUAUCUACUUGCACUUUGAUGUGCUUUCGAACUGCUAGGUGGGCAGAAGCAUGGACCGAGCAAUGGGAGCUCACCCCAUUGCGGGGAUUCGAACCGCCGACCUUCUGAUCGGCAAGUCCUAGGCUCUGUGGUUUAACCCACAGCGGUUAGGGUUAGUCAAAUCAGCUGAACUGGGUUCCGCCCAGUCACAAAAACAAAUGAACCAAAAAAGCCUCCGAAAUAAAAACACAAAAUGAAUAGCAAAACCCAAAGAGCCAAAUACAGUGGUACCUUGGUUCUCCAACUUAAUCCGUUCCGGAAGUCCGUUUGACUUCCGAAAUGUUCGGAAACCGAGGCGCGGCUUCUGAUUGGCGCAGGCGCCCCGGAAACAAGAGCCGACAACCGCAUCGGAUGUUUGGCUUCCGAAAAACAUUCGAAAACCGGAACACUCACUUCUGGGUUUUCGGCGUUUGGUAACCAAGGCGUUUGAGGACCAAGGCGUUUGAGAACCAAGGCGUUUGAGAACCAAGGUACCACUGUACUUUGCAAGGUGUGCAUCUAGGUGAUGCAUGCGAUUUUAAAUCAAUAAGUGCGCCAAAUAAGUAUUUGAAAUGCACUCUUAAAAAACACAAGCAGUCCGUUCAUUCUCUUGGCUAGCACAAUAAAAUUACUUGGAUUGGACUGGCAAACCGGCUGCAAUCAGUCUUCCUUCCUUCUACCUGCCAAGCUCAUAGAUAUAAUAAAAUAAGAAUAUUUCCCCCGAAACAUGUAUUUGUUGGUUCAGAAUCCGGCUGCUUCCCCCCUUUUAAAGGACUAGUCCGGCGCAAUAAAAGCCGAAAUAAUAAAUGGGAUGUCCGUCAUGUUUUAUAGAACUAUAAACGUCCCGGGAUUAGCGGACGUUUCCGUUCAAAUAAACGCAGGGUUAAAUAUAUGUGGCGAGGAAAGCUUUUGGAACUUGGGAGAUUUUAUAGAUGCGUAUAGUUUUAAGCCCAUCAAUGUUCUAAAAGACUGGUUUUUGGGGAUCUUAUUUUUGCCUGUAAGCCGCCUUGAAUCCCAUCAGGAAAAUAGUGGAGAAUAAUAAUAAUAAUAAUAAUAAUAAUAAUAAUAAUAUUCUCUGCUGUUGCUUCUGGUGCAGCUUCCGAGAAAUUUUUGUUUGAAAAAUGACAUUAACUCUCCUCGUUUCCUGUUCUUAAUGCUUGCAAUUUUUUAACGUUGUGAAUUCUCGGUCCCUCAGUCCAGCCCAGUUAUACUCAGAGUUAGGGUAGCCGUAUUUCAGGAAGUUCAAAUCCGGACACAAAAGUUAUUGACCUUUUUUUUUUUUUUUUUUGGCAGGGGUGGUGGUGGUCAAAGUUCUUGAGUCCAUCCCCCCCCAAAAAAUACACCCAGUUUUUGAGCAAUUUUAAAUGGCUGCUGGAAAUUUCGCACGGAUGUGACUUUCGGUUGCCGAAUCCUGGGAAAUUCUGGACGUAUGGCUUGAGAUUGUGGAUUGCAGGGGCCAGAACAGGGGCAGCCACACUAAUAAUAAUAAUAAUAAUAAUAAUAAUAAUAAUAAUAAUAAUAAAAUAGCCUGCCUUUUGUCCAGGUCAGGGCUCAAUCUGCGGCUUGCAGAUAAAAUACAAAAACACAGAUAAAACAGAAAAAGCUGCUUUAUCCUUGUUGGGAACGUCGCAGGGCCUUAUUAGUGGUGGCUCCUCCCAGGCAACUUUGGAACUCCCUGCUUAGGAAAGCCAGACUGGCUCCUUCCUUGCUGUCCUUUUGCCGGCCGAUAAAGACUUUCUUCUUCCAACCGACUGCUUUUAAGGAAAUAAAAACGUGCUGAUGUUUUGACUGCUGCCGUUAUCUGCAUUUUCAAUAGAUUUUUUUUGGUGUGUGAUAUUGCUCGGAUUCCGUUAUCGUUUGAUUACUUGCCAACGGCGAUGUCACAUACGUUUUUAGCUUUUCGCUUUUUAUCCGUGCCGUGUUGCUUUGUGCAAGCGGACUUCGGCUCCCGGGUCUGGGGGAAAGGCGGGAUAGGAAUAAUAAUAAUAAUAAUAAUAAUAAUAUAUACUACAAGGAGGCAUAGAGGAGGGAAAGUUUGCAAUUUCAAUCGCUGCAAUUCUGGUCUCCUCCAGCUGUUUUAAAAAGUACCAAUAAUAAAAGAGAGAGAGAGAUGGAGGUGCCGUAAAAGCCAGCCAUUCGAAAAAGGAAAAAGCGAAUAAAUGUCUCUGACACCUUGGAAAUCUGGUUUCACUUCCCGGCAUAACUUAACACCUGAUCAGUAGGAGAAAAUAAAUAAAAAUAGAAGGAGAAAGUGAUAAAAUCCUUCACAGGUAUAGUGGGACUGAAACUCCCCAUAAUCUCUCCAGCGCAGCUCCAAGAUUUUCCUCUCCCGGUGUGAAAAUUUCACACCUUUCCCUUUUAAAACACAUGUUUUUGGGGGUUCUUGCAUCUGGGGGGAAGGAAGGAGGACUAUGGGAGGAAAACAGCAAGCGUCCUCCGGACCACUGGGGUGUUUUUGGUUUUUGCUAGCAUUUAGAAAUACGGGUGGAAAAUUUGGGGGCCACCAUCUUCGCUGGCCUCGAAAUCCCUCCGGAAAACAGAUCCUGGAAAGAUUUUGGCCUGCGUCGCAGAUUUGUGUAGACUCCUCCGCUGUUUUCCUGCCCCAUCCCUCCCCUUCUUCGUCGGGGACUGACAUCCUUUGGUAAUUGCUGUGUUUUGGGGACGUCCUGUACUCUGUUGUUGUUGUUGUUUAGUCGUUUAGUCAUGUCCGCCUCUUCGUGACCCCCUGGACCAGAGCACGCCAGGCCCUCCUGUCUUCCACUGCCUCCCGCAGUUUGGUCAAACUCAUGCUGGCAGCUUCGAGAACACUGUCCCACCAUCUUGUCCUCUGUCGUCCAUUCUCCUUGUGCCCUCCAUCUUUCCCAACAUCAGGGUCUUUUCCAGGGAGUCUUCUCUUCUCAUGAGGUGGCCAAAGUCUUGGAGCCUCAGCUUCAGGAUCUGUCCUUCCAGUGAGCACUCAGGGCUGAUUUCCUUCCGAAUGGAGAGGUUGGAUCUUCUUGCAGUCCAUGGGACUCUCCAGAGUCUCCUCCAGCACCAGAAUUCAAAAGCAUCCAUUCUUUGGCGAUCAGCCUUCUUGAUGGUCCAGCUCUCACUUCCAUACAUCACUUGUAGAAACCGCCUUCUUGACCGUUGGACCCAGUCUUGCUCUCGUCCUCUCUGUCCUCCAUAGCCUGUCUUCUCAAGCCCCAACUCACGGGUAGGCAAACUAAGGCCCGGGGCCUGGAUCCGGCCCAAUCGCCUUCUCAAUCCAGCCCGCGGACGGUCCAGGAAUCAGCGUUUUUAUAUGAUUAGAAUGUGCCCUUUUAUUUAAAAUGCAUCUCUGGGUUAUUUGUGGGGCGUAGGAAUUCGUUCAUUUAUUUAUUUUUCAAAAUAUAAUCCUGCCCCCCACGAGGUCUGAGGGACAGUGGACCGGCCCCCUGCUGAAAAAGUUUGCGGACCCCUGCCCUAACUCACUGAGGGUUUGAGACCCAUCGGCUUGCCUUCACCUGGUUUAGCCAGCCAGUUGAAGCCGUUUCCCGGGAUUGUGGCCGCCAUCUCAUGCCGGCAGCUUCUAGAAACCACAGGUCAGAUCUGAGUGCAGGAUGAGGGGCCAAAAUUGACCCCAGAAGGAGCAUGGUGUGCCCCCGCCAGAGGGUGCUAGUCCUCCCCAAACAUCCCAGCUAGGGUUGCCAUAUUUUGAAUAAAAAAGAGGACACAAUGGCCAAGUUUUAACACUGGAUUGCUAUGACGACUCUCGUUUUACCCAUGAAAAAGAGGACAUAUCUGGGGGGGAGGGGACGACUGCCAACCCCAUGAGGACUAGAAUCUUGCUUUGUUUUUAAGGGAAGAAUCGCCACUUUGUAUGGGUAGAGCUUUUGCUCCGUAUGCGGAAAGCCCCGGGUUCAGAACCCGCCGUCCCCAGACAGGGUUGGCUAGGGGCACCCUGCCUGAAACCCUCGCGGGUCUGCUGCCAGCCCGUGCGGACAAUACUAAACUGAAUGGAACAACCGGAACAACUAAGGAGGAGGUUUUCCCCUCUGCUGCUACGGACACUCAGCAGAAUUCGUCUUGGCUCUCCGCAGACGGAACCAAUUACCUCAAUAUUUGGUUGCCCUUUCGCUGAGUGGGUCCAGAUGUUGCGGGCCGUAUUCCCACCAAAGGAUCAAUUAGCCUUGCAAAGGAUCAGGGCAUGGGGGGGGUUGGGGGGGAGAGGAAUCGGCGCUUUCCCUCCAGAUGUUGUCAGACUCCGAGCGGCGGUGGAAGCUGGCAUCCCGCAAGAUCGAAAGAAACCUCUGUAUGUUUACAUCCUGCCGUUUCCUCCGAAGGAGCUCGAGGUGGGCUGUGAUAUGCUCUCCUCCCCUUUAAACCCCCCCAACAAUGCUGCGAGGUAGGUUGGGCUGAGAGGCAGUGACCGGCCCCCAAAGCCACCCACUUGAGCUGGAUUCGAACUCGUGUCUCUCCCUAGUCUGAGACGCCUUUCGCCCUCCAGAUGUUGAUGGCUACAACUCGCACCCCACACUUGCGGGGUCAUAGCUUAGGAACAUCGCGAGGGCCAAAGGUUCCCCACUUUUAAUCUGGGGGGGCAUCUUCAGUUGAAGAUACAGAGGGUUGGACUAGAUGACCCUGGGUGUCCCUUCUGAAUCUACAAUUCGAUGAUACCAUGAUCUCAUUUUUGAGCCUCCAAGUAUUAAGAUUGCCAGAAGAAAUAUCAACAACCUCUGAUAUGCAGGUGACACAACCUUGAUGGCAGAAAGUGAGGAGGAAUUAAAUAACCUUUUGUUGAGGGUGAAAGAGGAGAGCGCAAAAUACGGUCCGAAGCUCAACAUAAAAAAAAACGAAGAUCAUGGCCACUGGUCCCAUCACCUCCUGGCAAAUAGAAGGGGAAGAAAUGGAGGCAGUGAGAGAUUUUUCUUGGGCUCCAUGAUCACUGCAGUUGGUGACAGCAGCCACGGAAUUAAAAGACGCCUGCUUCUUGGGAGAAAAGCGAUGACAAACCUAGACAGCAUCUUAAAAAGCAGAGACAUCACCUUGCCAACAAAGGUCCGUAUAGUUAAAGCUCUGGUUUUCCCAGUAGUGAUGUAUGGAAGUGAAAGCUGGACCAUCAAGAAGGCUGAUCUCCGAAGAAUGGAUGCUUUUGAAUUCUGGUGCUGGAGGAGACUCUUGAGAGUCCCAUGGACUGCAAGAAGAUCCAACCUCUCCAUUCUGAAGGAAAUCAGCCCUGAGUGCUCACUGGAAGGACAGAUCCUGAAGCUGAGGCUCCAAUACUUUGGCCACCUCAGGAGAAGAGAAGACUCCCUGGAAAAGACCCUGAUGUUGGGAAAGCACGUUUAAAAAAGGAUGGGAAACGUUGAUUGAAUAUAUGGUUGAAAAUUGUGUUCACUGACCAUUAAGAUAAACUCAGCAGCGUAAAUAAGUUUUGAUGGAUGUAACAAUGGAUUACUGAAUGGUUCCUUUCAUGUAAAAUAUGCGGGGAUGGAUGAUAAGCAGAGAAUAAGGAAAGCCAUUGAUUUAAGGUUGUUUAAAUAAAUAUUUUGAAAUGUAAAUUAUAAAAUCAUGUGUAUGUGUGUGUGAAAGGGGAGAACAUACUUUCAAGGUACGGUUUGGAAUAUUUAUUACUGCUAAUAUUUGUUUAUUUAUUCUUAUUAAUCCAAACCGUACAUUUAAAGCACAUUUAAAGUGCAUAUAAUAAACGUAAUAAAAGAGGAGUAGUAUUAAUUCAUUUAUUCGGUAGAGCAUGAGACUCUUCAUCUCAGGGGUCAUGGGUUCGAAUCCCAAGUUGGGUAAAAGAUUCCUGCAUUUCUUUGGGGUUGGGCUGGAUGACCUUCAGGGUCCCUUUUAGCUCCAAAAUAACUCACCCUUCGCCAGCAGGUCCCAAGGUGGGUUGCAAUACAGGUGAAACUCGAAAAAUUAGAAUAUCGCGGGAAAGUUCAUUGAUUUCAGGAAUUCAACUUGAAUGGUAAAACUAAUAGGUGAGAUCGACUCGUGACAUGCAAAGCGCGAUGUGCUUCUGCUUCUCAGAGGUCCAAUCUUGCUCGAUUUGCAACCCUUGUUUUGCUGAUUUCCUUGAAUAUUCUAAUUUUCUGAGAUGGUUAAUUUGGGGUUUUCACCAGCUGCACGCCAUGAUCACAAAUCAAAGCUUGACAUAUCUUGCUUUGCAUGUCACGAGUCGAUCUCAUAUAUUAGUUUCACCUUUCAAGCUGAAUUCCUGAAAUCAAGGAACUUUCCCACGAUAUUCUAAUUUUUCGAGUUUCACCUGUAUUUUAAAAUUUCAAUACCAGCAGUUUUGGGGUUUUUUUAAUUGUUUACAGCCAAUGGCCAUGGCGAGACCAUAUAAGCACAAAUCACCAAGCUACAGAACAGAAGGCUUUGCACGCAUGCGCCAGACCAAGACAAAUUUACAAUGCCCAGAAUUUCAAAAAACAUCCCUUCUGGUCAGCCUAAUCCUGGGCUUUGGCACUUACAUUCCCCAAAAAGGUUGCCCCGAUCUUCCUUGCACCUAGUGCAAAUAUAACCGACGCGUUUGUCGACAUCUGCCAGAGCGGCAGAUGUUAAAAAAACAUCUGGUUGACCUUCCGAAAUCCAGAAUUAAAGAACAAAUUGCAGUCGCAGGAAUAGGGUGUCUCCUGAGCUUUCGGUCAAGAGAUCUUGUCUUUGUAAACCGCUCUGAGGUUUUUGUUUCGUUCUGGCAACCCGGCGAGGAACAAAUCUCAUGAAAGACAUACGUACGGUGGAAUAGCGAUGGAAACAAUCUGCAAAGCGAGGGACGCCCUGUACGUCCGAGAACGUCCUGGGAUAUGGCUUGGGAGCUGAGCAAUAAUAAUAAUUUAUUAUUUAUACCCUGCCCAUCUGGCUGGGAUUCCCAGCAGAAUAUUAAAAGCACGAUAAAAGAUCAAACAUUAAAGGCUUCCCUAAACAGGGCUGCCUUCAGAUGUCUUCUAAAAGUCAGGUAGUUGUUUAUUUCCUUGACAUCUGAUGGGAGGGCGUUCCACAGGGCGGGCGCCACCACCGAGAAGGCCCUCUGCCUGCUUCCCUGUAACCUCGCUUCUCGCAGGGAGGGAACCGCCAGAAGGCCCUCGGGAGAUGGACCCCGGUGUCCGGGCUGGACGAUGGGGGUGGAGACACUCCUUCAGGGAUACUGGGCCGUUUAGGGCUUUCAAGGUCAGCGCCAACACUUUGAAUUGUGCUCAGAAACGUCCUGGGAGCCAAUGCAGGUCUUUCAAGAUAGGUGUUAUGUGAUCUCGGCGGCCGCUCCCAGUCACCAGUCUAGCUGCCGUAUUCUGGAUUAGUUGUCGUUUCCGGGUCACCUUCAAAGGUAGCCCCACAGAGAGCGCAUGGCAGUAGUCCAAGCGGGAGAUAACCAGAGCAUGCACCACUCUGGCCAGACAGUCUGCGGGCAGGGAGGGUCUCAUCCUGCGUACCAGAUGGAGCUGCCCUGGACACAGAAUUGACCUGCGCCUCCAUGGACAGCUGUGAGUCCAAAAUGACCCCCAGGCUGAGCACCUGGUCCUGAUCUUCCUUGCCCAAUUUUUUUUCUCUCUCUCUGCUCCUUUCCCUUGCAGACCCGGCCAUCAUCCUCCCCCAAGACCCGACUCUCCGCAUCGGCUCCUCGCUCACGGCCAACUGCUCGGUUGCCGCCGACUCGAGCCUGCGAGCCGAGGACCUUUACUGGACUCUGAACGGCCGGCGGCUCCCGGCACAGACGUACAAGGUCCUCAGCUCCAACACCCUGGGUGUCACGAUCUCUAACUUGAACGGAUCGCAGCAGCAGUCGGGGGACAACUUGGUCUGCCACAGCAAGGAAGGCGGAGGGAUUUUGGCCGGAUCCUGUCUCUACGUAGGAUGUACGUCUGGGGAAAAAAUCUCCCCCUCCUCCUGCAACAAAAUUUUGUAGUAUAGCCAGCCAGCCGGCCUUGCCCUUUUCUAGGCAACUCCAUUCCGUUCCACCGUCCGGCGGGAUCUUCAAUGGCCGAGUCUGUGACCCUCUGCUUGCAAAUGGGUGUGGGGGGGGGACCCCUAACAUUUCCUUGUGUUUCUGCAAAAUUUGGGGCGCCCUAGUCUUGCUUUUGCAUCAGCCUGACAAAAUGCAGCCCUCGGGGUCUCUCUGUUUGACCCUUGCCGCUCUCCGUAGGCCCUACCCCUCACCAAAUUUGCACCACGCUUUGCCUGAGUGUGUAACUCUGACCACGUCGGAGAAGUGUGAGAGAGGAAGAGGUUGUAGAAAGUAGCCUGUUGCGUCAAGGUAAGAUUCGCACCCGGCGCCCUGCCUUCUUUAGCCUCUGGCCCCCAGCACUACUCUGCCCAGAAUGGAAUGCGGACCUCAGGUUGUUAAACAUCCCCCCCAACAGCCGUGUAUUGUUGGCAAAACGAUGCCUCCGAUAUCAACAGAUGCUGUGAAAAUUCAUGACAGCAAAGGGGUGGACAUUGCUUGCUCUGCAGCUGACGUCGAACCACAUGCGUUCCAACCAUAGCUGUCAACGUUUCCCUUUUUUAAAGCAAAAUUCCCUUAUUCCGAAUAGGAUUCCUCGCAAGAAAAGGGAAACGUUGACAGCUGCGUGUCUUAAGGGCUUCUGUACGAGUCAAAUGACCACGCAAGGGCACAGACCCCAAAAAUGGGAUGUCCCAAUUUAAUCGGGACAGUGGAAGGGCAUGCAAUUGCUUACAAUUCCCUUCUGUCCACCGUGAUGGGAUUGCAUCACAGAAUCACAGAAUUGUACAGUUGGAAGGGACACCCAGGGCUCAUCUAUUCCCACCCCCCGCCAUGUGUGAAUCUCAGCUAAACCAUCCCUGACCGAUGGCCACCCAAGCUCUGCUUGAAAACCUCCAAGGAAGGAGAGUUUGCCGCCUUCCAUCCCACUGUCGGAAAGUCCUUCCUGAUGUUGAGUUGGAAUCUCCUCCCUCGUCACUUGAAGCCACGGGUUCGAGUCCUGCCCUCCGCAGCGGGAGAAAACAAGCCUGCUCCCUCUUCCAUGCGACAGCCCUUCAGAUAUUUGAAGACGGCUCUCGUAUCUCCUCUCCGUCUCCUCUUUUCCAGGCUAAACGUACCCAGCUCCUUCAACCGUUCCUCAUCAGGCUUGGUUUCCAGACCAUCUCGGUCUCCCUCCUCUGCCCACCUUCCAGCUUGUCAACAUCCUCCUUAAAUUGUGGAGCCCAGAACUGGACACAGUAUUCCAGGCGUGGUCUGACCCAAGCAGAAUAAAUUGGGACUAUGACUUCCCUUGAUCUGGACACUAGACUUCUGUGGAUGCAGCCUAGAAUAGCAUUCGCCUUUUUUGCUGCUGCAUCACACUGUGGGCUCACGUUCAGCUCGUGGUCCACUAAGACCCCCAGAUCCUUUCCCCAUGUACUGCUAGUAAGCCAGAUGUCCAUCCCCUCAUCUUUAUAUUUGUGCAUUUGAUUCUUCCUGCCUAAUUGCAGAACCUGAAGUUUGUCCCUGCUGAAAUUCAUUUAGUUCUCCAGUCUCCAUUUUUGAAUCCCGAUUCCGCCUUCUGCCGCAUUUGGAUCAAACAACCACCUCCAGAUCCAACCUCUCCCAUCAGCCCCCUUUUCCCACGCUAACACGCCCUGGCCGUUUCUUCCCAGGCCUUUGGGUAAUAAAAACGCUUUGUGGUCUCCGGAGUUUCGUAGCAAGGCCUGCCAUCGUUAGCCAACAAGGGCUCGUUUCCCCGGGAAAAAGCUAUUUUGGCGGGACGCUGCCAAAUUGCAGUUGUCCAAAUCAAUAUUCGUAAGAUUUUUAUCGCAAGCUAUUUUUAAGAUACUCCACUCGGGAAGAUGGGAACCUCCGGCUGGGAAAAGGGAAAGAUUUUGCUCCAACGCCCACCCUGCCGCAGCGGCACACAAACGCCCCGGUCCAAAUCGUUGCUACCCAGAGGACAAGGUUUAAACAUUUUACUGUGCCAAGCAAGAGAAGAGUUUCUGUUUCCCCUCGCAAAACAGGCUGUUCUUUUUCAUGAGCUAAGCAUGUCUGUUUCCCUGUUAACAUCACACUUGUCUCUUCCUGGUCCUGAAUGGGGUCACUGUGCCCCUGAAGGACCAGGUGCUCAGCCUGGGGGUCAUUUUGGACUCACAGCUGUCCAUGGAGGCACAGGUCCAUUCUGUGUCCAGGGCAGCUCCAUGUGGUACGCAGGAUGAGACCCUACCUGCCCGCGGACUGUCUCAUCGGAGUGGUGCAUGCUCUGGUUAUAUCCUGCUUGGACUCCUGCAAUGCGCUCUAUGUGGGGCUACCUUUGAAGGUGACCCGGAAACUGCAACUAAUCCAGAACGCGGCAGCUAGAUUGGGGACUGGGAGCGGCCGCCGAGACCACAUAACACCAGUCCUGAAAGACCUGCAUUGGCUCACAGGACAUUUCUGAGCACAAUUCAAAGUGUUGGCGCUGACCUUGAAAGCCCUAAACGGUCCAGUAUCCCUGAAGAAUCAUCUCCACCUCCAUCGUCCAUCCCGGACUUUGAGGUCCAGCUCCGAGGGCCUUCUGGUGGUUCCCUCACUGCGAGAAGCGAGGUUACAGGGAACCAGGCAGAGGGCCUUCUCGGUGGUGGCACCUGCCCUGUGGAACGCCCUCCCGCCAGAUGUCAAGGAAAUAAACAACUACCUGACUUUUAGAAGACAUCUGAAGGCAGCCCUGUUUAGGGAAGAGUUUGAUGUUUUAUCGUGAUUUAAAUAUUCUAUUGGGAGCCGUCCAGAGUAGCUGGGGAAACACAGCCAGAUGGGCGGGGUAUAAAUACAUCAUCAUCAUCAUCCUCAUUCUAUAUUUUCAUCCUCUAGUGCCGCCAGAGAAACCGACGAACAUCUCCUGCUGGUCCAAAAAUCUAAAGGACCUCACCUGCCGGUGGACCCCUGGGACAGAGGGAGAGACUUACCUGCACACCAAUUAUACCCUGAAGUACAAAUUGAGGUAAGGUCCUGAGAGGAGGCGGGGGCUUGGCCCGGCAAAGGAUCUGAAGCUCUCUUUAAGCCUGGCAGGGUGCAGAUGCCUCCCAGGUGAGACAAAAAUCCAAGGAUUACCGUAUUUUUCGCUCUAUAGGACGCACUUUUCCCCCUCCAAAAAUGAAGGGGAAAUGUGUGUGCGUCCUAUGGAGUGAAUGCAGGCUUUCGCUGAAGCUUGGAGAGCGAGAGGGGUUGGUGCGCACCGACCCCUCUCGCUCUCCAGGCUUCAGGAAGCUAUCCGCAAGCCUUCGCUUGCCGCCGGGCUCCAAAGGCUUGUGGAUAGCAGCCUGCAGCCUGAAGCCCGGGGAGCGGUGCGCAGCGCACCCCGGGCUUCGGGCAGAUAUCUGCAAGCUUUGGGAGCCGGGCAGGAGUUCCCGCGGGAUCCCAAGGCUUGCGGAUAGCAGCCUCCAAACCCAACCUGGUUUGGAGGCUGGCGGUGGGGAAAGCAGCGCUUCUCCCCACCGCCAGCCCCACAAGCUCAGGGGACAGCGGGGAGGUGGAGCGCCGCCUUCCCGCUGUUCCCCGACCUGGUCUUUGGGGCUGGUGGUGGGGGAAAGCAGCGCUCCCCCCUGCCAGCCCCAAAGAGCAGGUCGAAAGCAAUCCGGAGGCUUCAGGUGAAUGUACCUUGAACGAACAGAACGCACCUUGACUUCGAGGGGUCCUAUGGUCCGGUGCGUCCAAUAGAGCGAAAAAUACGGUAGUUGGAUCAAUUGAGUCGCUCUAUCCGUUUCUGUUGGCCAGGAUGCUAAAUGCAGCUUCCGGGUUCAGAGGCAGUCUAUCUCUGAAGCGCCCAAGGUUAUUUCCUCUUUUUAAUGUUGUAAAGGUAAAGGGACCUCUGACCAUUAGGUCCAGUUGCGGAUGACUCUGGGGUUGCGGCGCUCAUCUCGCUUUAUUGGCCGAGGGACCCGGCGUACAGCUUCCGGGUCAUGUGGCCAGCAGGACUAAGCCGCUUCUGGCGAACCAGAGCAGCGCACGGAAACGCCGUUUACCUUCCUGAUGGAGUGGUACCUAUUUAUCUACUUGCACUGGCGUGCUUUCAAACUGCUAGGUUGGCAGGAGCAGGGACCGAGCAACGGGAGCUCACCCUGUCAUUGCGAGGAUUCGACCCGCCGACCUUCUGAUCGGCAAGUCCUAGGCUCUGUGGUUUAACCCACAGCGCCACCCACGUCCCAUUUAAUGUUGUUGUUGUACUUGGCUGCUAUUUCCAUAUCACAUCCCAUGGCAAUGGUAUCCUGGCACUUCCCUCCUAGGUGGUACGGGCGAGACAACGUCUGCCGGGAAUAUCACACGGCCGGGCCCUACACCUGCCACAUCCCAAAGGAUCUGGCACUCUUCACGCCCUACGAGAUUUGGGUCGUAGCCACCAACCGGCUGGGGGAAUCCACGUCCGACGUGGUCAUGCUGGACAUCGUGGACGUAGGUAAGGAAGUCCCGCAAGCUCUUUCAUCCAGAGACGGUGCUUCUGUUGCGGGUUAUGGGCUGUUCAUUCCCAGAAAACCAUCUUAGUGAGUUUCUGCACGUAAAAAAUGUGUGUUUUCCCCCUAUCAGGAACAGGCAGCUCUGUAUACAGUGGUACCUCGGGUUACACACGCUUCAGGUUACAUACGCUUCAGGUUACAGACGCCGCCAACCUAGAAAUAGUGCUUCAGGUUAAGAACUUUGCUUCAGGAUGAGAACAGAAAUCGUGCUCAGGCGGCGCAGUGGCAGCAGAAGGCCCCAUUAACUAAAGUGGUGCUUCAGGUUAAGAACAGUUUCAGGUUAAGAACAGAACUCCGGAACGAAUCACCAUAUUUUUUGCUCUAUAAGACGCACCAGACCACAAGACGCACCUAGUUUUUGGAGGAGGAAAACAAGAAAAAAAAUAUUCUGAAUCUCAGAAGCCAGAACAGCAAGAGGGAUCGCUGUGCAGUGAAAGCAGCAAUCCCUCUUGCUGUUCUGGCUUCUGGGAUAGCUGCGCAGCCUGCAUUCGCUCCAUAAGACGCAGACACAUUUCCCCUUGCUUUUUAGGAGGGGGAAAGUGAGUCUUAUAGAGCGAUAUAUAUAUAUAUAUCGCUAGUGGAGGAGAAUCAGAGCAGAUCUUUUCUUUCUUUUUUAUUUUUAUUUUUAAAAGGAAAGAUAAAACAUUUUUGCAGAAAUCUGCAAGUUCUGUUGCUGGCGAUCAGAAAUCUCUUGCAAGUCCUCCGCUGGUUCAAAUGUCAUAACCGGGAUAUCAGGUUAUGGGGGGGUGGAGAUCAGCAGCGGGUUGAAGGGGACCCCUGGAGGAAAUCUAGUCCAAUCCUCUGCAAUGCUGGGAUUACAGCUGGAGAGUCCCUGAACUGUCUGCCCGAAACUUUCCAAGGAAGGAAAGUUCCACCACUUUCUACAAUCGUCAAACAAGCUCUUACGGUCAGAAAUUCCCUUCUAAAAUUCAAGGCGAAUCUCCUUUCUUGACAUUUAAACCCCUCAAUUCUGGUCCUACAUCUGAAGAAGUAUCGGGAAGUUUUUUUUUAAUGUUUGGAUUUUAUUUUAUUUUAUAAUAUUUUGCUGGAAGCCGCCCAGAGCCAGUGGGGAAACCCAGCCAGAUUGGGGCUGGGUAUAAAGAAUUAAAAAUAAUUAGAAUAAUUAGAACAACAACAACCGUCUGGAGCGGCUGGAGACAAGCUUUCAGAUAUCUGAAGAUGACUCCCAUAUCGUGUCUCAGCCUCCGUCUUCUCCAUGUGGAAAUCGCACGCCGAUAAUCCCAGCUAAACGCCGCCGGAGGCAAAAUGUUAUUUCGACGCCUGGCUUUCCCGUCGAUUCCCGAGCCCGUAAAACCCACUUUCGCCGCCUUCCGUGGUGUGGUGAUGUCACUGCGGGCACCUGUGACAUCACGCGGAGGGGAGUCGAUGACCUCAUUAGCAGAGCCAGGAAACGAGGGGGGGGGGGGAGAGAAACUGGGAUUGUCUCGGGCGUCCCGGAGAGGCGAAAGCAGGAAAUAUAUUGUAUGUGAGCGGAAUUGGUCUCUUAAUUUAAUUAGGAGCUCUCUCUCCUGGAUCUCACUCUCCCUUUCUGGCUCCUUCCAGACAUCUGCUUCUCCUUAACCCUUUCCCUUUGUGCCUGGACUCCCGCCAAGGUCAAAUCCUGCACGUGCGAUCGCCGUGCCCCAUAGGCGGAGGAGAUGUGUAGGUCCCAUGUCUGCGAGAAGCAAGGUUAACUCCCUUAAAAGGCAAAAAGAACCCUGGUCUGGAGAUAUCUCAGUUUCAUCUGCAACAAUUAUACGAUACAAUAUCUUUAUUGUCAUUGCCCAUACAAAACAACGGAACUGAAAAGAACAACGAAAUCGAACUAUUAUUUUUUUUGGGGAGGGGGGAGAAUUUGCAUUCUUUAGAAAAUAAAGGAAAUAUUUACACGGUGGAACGGAACCAUCUGAGCACUUUUUGCGCAAUGGAAACUUAACGGUAACUCAGCGAGACAAACCAUCCGGUCCACAUAUUUUCCAAGAAUACAGUGGUCCCUUGGUUCUCAAACUUAAUCCGUUCCGGAAGUCCGUUCCAAAACCAAAGCGUUCCAAAACCAAGACCCAUAGAAAGUAAUGCAGAACGGGUUAAUCCGUCCCAGACUUUUAAAAACAACCCCUAAAACAGCAAUUUAACUGUGAUUUUUUUGAAAUGUACAUCCAGGUUUUUUCCCCUUUAAAUUUUUCUGGGGCCCCCAAGAGAGAGGGCCCCUAAUCUAUAGCUUGUUUAGCUUAUACAUAAAUCUGGCACUGCCUGUUGCGCUCCCCCGACAGUCACGACCGACCCGCCCUCGGAUGUCCACGUCAACCGCGUCGGCGACCUUGAGGACCAGCUAAGUGUCCGCUGGAGUGCCCCUCCGGCCCUAAAGGACUUCCUCUUCCAAGCCAAGUACCAGAUUCAGUAUCGUGUGGAGGACAGCACCGAGUGGAAGGUGAGGGUCUCGCCCACCGGCGGGGGCCUGGCGCCCAUGGAAACUCCUUGGGGGGGCGACGGGAGGGGCAUUCGAAUGGGGGGCGGAGCCAGAGGCAGUGAUGUGCGGAGAGAAGAGCCAAUGGCAGGCAGCGCCAGCUAAACCCAAAAUGUUUGGGGGCAAAAGCACACUCUCCAAGCGUCCCAAAUUUCCAGGGACGUCCCUGAUUUAGAGAAGCCGCCCUGGUUUCUGAUUUUAUCCAGUUCAUGUUUCAUGGGAGAAACGUUGGAGGGGAUGGAAUAGGACGUCCCUAUUUUCAGGGGAGAAACGUUGGAGGGGAUGGAAUAGGACGUCCCUAUUUUCAGGGGAGAAACGUUGGAGGGGAUGGAACAGGACGUCCCUAUUUUCAGGGGAGAAACGUUGGAGGGGAUGGACUAGGACGUCCCUAUUUUCAGGGGAGAAACGUUGGAGGGGAUGGAAUAGGACGUCCCUAUUUUCAGGGGAGAAACGUUGGAGGGGAUGGAAUAGGACGUCCCUAUUUUCAGGGGAGAAACGUUGGAGGGGAUGGAAUAGGACGUCCCUAUUUUCAGGGAAGAAACGUUGGAGGCGAUGGAAUAGGACGUCCCUAUUUUCAUGGGAGAAACGUUGGAGGGAUGGAAUAGGACGUCCCUAUUUUCACGGGAGAAAUGUUGGAGGGGAUGGAAUAGGACGUCCCUAUUUUCAGGGGAGAAACGUUGGAGGGGAUGGAAUAGGACAUCCCUAUUUUCAGGGGAGAAACGUUGGAGGGGAUGGAAUAGGAUGUCCCUAUUUUCAUGGGAGAAACGUUGGAGGGAAAGGAAUAGGAUGUCCCUAUUUCCACAGGAGAAACGUUGGAGGGGAUGGAAUAGGACGUCCCUCUUUUCAGGGGAGAAACGUUGGAGGGGAUGGAAUAGGACGUCCCUCUUUUCAGGGGAGAAACGUUGGAGGGGAUGGAAUAGGACGUCCCUAUUUUCAGGGGAGAAACGUUGGGGGGGCUGGGCAUGCUUGCUUCACCUAGACCUCAACCCCCGACAUUUCCAGGUAAAGCUGGCCAUGUCUCCGUCCUGGAAAAAAGGCCCCCUUUCCGACGCCUUUUUCUCCCCCGCCGCAGGUGGUCGACAACGUGGGCAACCAAACCUCAUGCCGGCUCGCGGGUCUGAGGCCCGGCACCGUCUACUUCGUCCAGGUGCGCUGCAACCCGUUUGGCAUCUACGGUUCCAAGAAGGCCGGUAUCUGGAGCGAAUGGAGCAACCCUACGGCCGCCUCGACCCCUCGCAACGGUGUGUGGGCCCCGUCCCUCGCCCCGGCGGCCCCAGAGUUGGGGCUCGCAGCUGCAUCCGCGAUCCCCUCGCUCGGGGGUCCCUCCCCAGCCGCGGCCGCUUCUUCCCCCUCCCCAGAAACCCGAGCAGGCGUCCGGAGAACCGGACCUGUGCCAAACUCGGGCUUUGGGGAUGGGGAGAAAUCGUCUCUGGAGAAAUCCCAGCCUCCUCGUAUGCCCAGCACCUGGAUAUUUUGUCUUGGGGCCAGGCUGGAGGUCUUGUUAUUAUUUCCCAGCUCGGAAGUCGUCCCCAAAAGCUCACACCCUUCGCAGGCCAGACUUUCGCAAAUGAUGUCAUUCUCCUUUUCCUGGUUUCUAGGGGGGACACCUGAUUUUUCGCUUCAAGGCAGGGAAAGCGAAAGGUGCAGCAAAGGGCAGUCAAAAUGAUCAAGGGGGAAGGAGCAGCUUUCCGCUACAAGGAAGAGUGCCUGGCUCUUUCUGGUUCAGAGUAGCCGUUCCCAGACUUUUUAAGGGCCUCAUCACACCUAAAUCCGGCCCUGGACACGGGUCUCAAACCCACAACCCUGACGUUCGGAGUCUUGCAUUCUCCCGACUUGAGCUACGCCUGCGAGUUCCUUCCUGCCUUCCUCACGACUCUCCCCUCCCUCUCCUUUUUAAAAUACAUUUUUACUGGUUUUCUUAACAUAUCAUUUCCAACAAUCAUAUAACGUAACUUCUUGUCUUAUACAAUAUUUUAGACUUCCGUCAACGCCUCUGAUGAUUUUUCGUUCUUCAUCACUUACCGUAUUUUUUGCUCUAUAAGACUCACUUUUUCCCUCCUAAAAAGUAAGGGGAAAUGUGUGUGCGUCUUAUGGAGCGAAUGCAGGCUGCGCAGCUAUCCCAGAAGCCAGAACAGCAAGAGGCGUUGCUGCUUUCACUGCGCAGCAAUCCCUCUUGCUGUUCUGGCUUCUGAGAUUCAGAAUAUAUUUUUUUUCUUGUUUUCCUCCUCCAAAAACUAGGUGCGUCUUGUGGCCUGGUGCGUCUUAUAGAGCGAAAAAUACGGUGUUCUGCAUUUCUUAAUUUCUCUAUUACUCUUGAUUAUCAUUAACUAACAGUUCUUCUCAGAGUCUUUCUUGCAAUAUUUCAAAUAGUCCUCCUUACAAAACUUCUAGCGUGAUCCGUUCAUUACCAUUACUUUUCAAACAGUUCAUAUAUUUACACCAGUCUUCUAAGAAUCUCUGGUCCCGCAGGUUUCGAAUCCUUCCUGUUAAUUUAUCGAUCAAUCAAUCUUUAUUACGGUCCAGUGACCCAACAAAUCGUUACAAAGCAACGCACAAUUCAGACAGCCUACCUCCAGGUUAAACAAACAUUUUGUUCAAAAGAUAGGGAUCAUUGGUUCUUGCAACCACCGAUAAGAACUUCGCCUCUGUUAAUGUUUGUCUGGUCUUCCAAUAGGAACCUGACAUAGCGAGCCUCUGAUUUUCCCGGGAAAGGUACCAGCAAGGGUAGUAUCAGUUCAGCCCUGGCUUGCUCAUAUUUUGCACAGUGCAGCAAAAUAUGUUUUAUGGAAUCAAUGUCUUGAGCACAUGAGCAAGGUCUGUCCUGGUUGGGAACUCCUCUCAACACUGCAGAAGGAAAGACGUUUAGUCUGGCUUUGGUGAAUAACCUUCGAUAAUUUGGUAAAGGUAAAGGGACCCCUGAGCAUUAGGUCCAGUCGUGGAAGACUCUGGGGUUGCGGCGCUCAUCUCGCUUUACUGGCCAAGGGAGCCGGCGUACAGCUUCUGGGUCAUGUGGCCAGCAUGACUAAGCCGCUUCUGGCGAACCAGAGCAACGCACGGAAACACCAUUUACCUUCCCACCGGAGCAGUACCUAUUUAUCUACUUGCGCUGGUGUGCUUUCGAACUGCUAGGUGGGCAGGAGCAGGGACCGAGCAACGGGAGCUCACCCCGUCAUUGCGGGGAUUCGAACCGCCGACCUUCUGAUCGGCAAGUCCUGGGCUCAGUGGUUUAACCCACAGCGCCACCCGCAUCCCGAUAAUUUGGUACUGUCAGGGUUUUAAUGUAAGGUGUUAACUUAAAGACAUGCCCAUAUUGUACUCCUACUGCCAGCGGACUACAGACUGCGUGUGAUCGAGAUUGCAAGUCACGGCGUGCAUUAUCCCAUAAUCUUUGCUUUAAUGUCCUUAGGGCGCCUUCAUAACCCAGGUAAUAAAGUUAAUUUAUCUACUUCUCUCCCCUUCCUCUCCCAACCUUCUCAGGACGGGCGCCGGGGGUCUGCGAGCCCAAAAGCGGGGAACACAACAACACCUUGCGCCGGGAGCUGAAGCAGUUUUUUGGCUGGAUGCGCAAACACGGAAGCUGCGCAAGCCUGAGCAUCAAAAUGUACGACCAGUGGCGGGUUUCGCUCCAGAAGUCGCACAAAACACGGAACCAGGUAGGUAAGGAAAACAACCCCCCAUCCGUCCAUCUCCCCUGUCACCCCCUGAGCUGUCCUUGCAGCAAGGAGAAAGGAUCAGUGCGGCGAAUUUGGCACUGUUAAAAAAACAAAAGCGGCCGAUCGCCUAUGGCGAAUCGGCUCGUGCCGACGGCGAACAAGCGAGGAGGAAGACACAGCUCCUCGAUGACGUGCCUUUUGCAAGUAGGAAUAAAGAGGGCAUGAUGGAGACCAGGAAGAAUGAAGAUAUAAUGUUUUGUAAGGGCAAAAAGAAACAAUACGGGCAAAAUAAAUAAACAGAAAUAGAAAAUGAACGUCACAAGCAGGAACAAUAAAGGAUAUAGAACUUUGCUUGCAGGAAUACAAAUUAUUAAAUGUGUUAAUAUGAAUGGAAGUUAAAAAGAUUGUAGCUGUUGUAUAGGGGAUUAUGAUGAAAGUUGAAAUGUAAUUGCAUUUCAGUAAGACUAUGGAUGCGGGUGGCGCUGUGGGUUAAACCACAGAGCCUAGGGCUUGCCGAUCGGAAGGUCGGCGGUUCGAAUCCCCGCAAUGGGGUGAGCUCUCGUUGCUCGGUCCCUGCUCCUGUCAACCUAGCAGUUCGAAAGCACGUCAAAGUGCAAGUAGAUAAAUAGGUACCGCUCCGGCGGGAAGGUCAACAGCGUUUCCGUGCGCUGCUCUGGUUCGCCAGAAGCGGCUUAGUCCUGCUGGCCACAUGACCUGGAAGCUGUACGCCGGCUCCCUCGGCCAAUAAAGCGAGAUGAGCGCCGCAACCCCAGAGUCGGCCACGACUGGACCUAAUGGUCAGGGGUCCCUUUACCCUUUACCUUAUGGAAGCAGAAUUAAAUGAAAUUAUCUUCCCUUGAAAUCCGGCACACAGAAGGCCAUCUAAAAUGUGUAAUUGGCUUUUUAAUUGAUUGAUACUUGAACUGGAAUGGUAAUUUGGUAUUGAUACAAUGUGACAUGCAUUGGAUUUUUUGUAACUGAAAAUUAAUAAAAAAUCAUUUUCAAAAUUAAUACUAAAAAUACUAAUGUUAGUUAUUAUUAUGAAGUUGCUCCAUCCACUCUGGGCAGCUUCCAGCAAAUUACAAAAACAAAGUAAGACAUCAAACAUGAAAAUCUGCCUUCAGAUUCCUUCUAAAAGUCAAAUAGUUGUUUCUCUCCUUUAUCAUGUUUUUAAAUGUUGGAAUCCUCCCAUCUUAAGACAUAAUAACGACGGUGGUCACACCCCUGGGAUGCCUCCGUCGCUAGAGCACGAGGCAAUUAACCCCUGGGUCGCGGGUUCGAGUCCCACUGCAGGGGGUUGGACUAGAUGACCCUCGCCUCCCAACGCUGAAAUUCUAUGGUUCCGUGAUUUUGACGCAUCCCACCAAGGAACGAGGUCAGCGGAGGCGAACCUUGCAGCAACCUCACAUUUCACACGGUCUCUCUUUCCUUCUCAGGUCCUCUCCGGCGAUAAGUCCUAGCGGCGUCGGAAAAGGGCCCAAGACAAAUAAAGGCAGUGGGGCGGCCGGUUCUCCCGGGUGGCGAGCAGAGGAAUCGGGCAGCGUCCCCAGAAGGGGGCGCGGAAGAACCGCGUGGAGCCGCGUCAGCACCUGAACCCGCCACCAACCGGCAAACCACCCCCAGCCUCCCCUUUUGAAAUCCGGGAAAAGGGAGAUCCGCAAAUGUCCCUGCCUUUCCCCCUAUAUAUAUAUGCGCUGCAGGGAGGUUUUUGGCACCACUGAAAUUUGGGGACUGGUAUGGCGAAGGAGCUCCGAGUUGGGAGACGGGGAUAAAAGCCAACCCAGAAAAAAGGGGUCCCGUGGAUUUUGUUUUAUUCUGCGAACUUCUCCAAAUAAAUGUUACGACGUGUGUGUUGUGUGUUUGUCUCUCA